CCCGGGCGGCGGCACCGCCCUCGCGGCUGGCGGGCGGGGCGGCGUCUCGCGCGCAGCGGCGGCACCGGCACCACCAUGGAGGGCGGCGGCGGCGGCGCCUACGGGGCGGCCAAGGCCGGCGGCGCCUUCGACUUGGGCCGCUUCGUGCAGCAGCCGCAGGUGGCGGCGCGGAUCGUCCCACAGCUCUUCUCGCUCAUCGUGUUCUGCUGCCUCAUCGGCGAGGGCUACACCAACGUGUCCACCUCGUCCGAGCUCUUCUGCAUCUUCAACCGCAACGAGGACGCCUGCCGCUACGGCAUCGGCGUCGGCAUCCUCGCCUUCCUGGCCUGCAUCUUCUUCUUCAUGGUGGACGUCUACUUCCCCCAGAUCAGCAACGCCACCGACCGCAAGUACCUGGUGGUGGCCGACCUCGGCUUCUCAGGGCUCUGGACCUUCCUCUGGUUCAUUGGCUUCUGCUUCUUGACCAACCAGUGGGCCUGGACGCCAGCGACGGAUGUGCACGUUGGGGCUGACUCUGCCCGAGCUGCCAUCACCUUCAGCUUCUUCUCCAUCUUCUCGUGGGGGCUCCUGAUCGCCUUUGCUUACAAGAGGUACAAGAUGGGGGUAGAGGACUUUGCUCAGAGCUACGUCGACCCCACCCCGGGGGUGUCAGCUCCCUACUCCAGCUACCCGAACAUCAGCCACGACAGCUACCAGCAGCCGCCCUUCACCCACGCGGCGGACGCCUCGGAGGGCUACCAGCCGCCGCCGGUGUACUGAGCCCCGUGCCGGGCAGUCCUGUGGGGACGGCUGUACAAGUGCAAUUUUCUUUCGUGGGGUGGGAAGGGAGGGACCUGCAACUUGAAUGGGGAAGGCGGGGAGCAGGAGGGUGGGUGGUGGCUGCUUUGUGUGAAGGCCACCAGGCCUUGGUGCUGGCAUGUAGAAGGAGGGGCUGCCUGGUCCUCGUGGAGCUGUAGGCUUUCCGGCUGGGAAUGGGAGCGUAGCGUGUAGCGGUGAUGUGCGAGUGCUGAGUGCAGGCCUGCCGCGUGCAGUGACCCCUCCCUGGGAGGACAGCGCGUGCAGGCUCCGUGCUGCGCUGCCUUCCUGGCCCCACGGCGGCUGAGCUCCUUUCCUUUCCGUUGCGCCGCUGGGGAAGCGGUUGUGGGAGGAAGCAGUGGUGUGUGGUUUUCAAUCCUCCCAGGCCUAGCCCCCGGUUCUGGCUUUGGCUCUGCCGUUGUGACUGCUGCCCUGACCUGUCCUAACACUGUUGCCUUUGCCAGUCCUGCUGGCUUUGAUUCCCUAAAGUGCCACUUUUCACUUCUUCAGUGAGUGUCUUAAUCCCCAGCACAGCUGGACAGUGCAGUCCAGCUCCUGCCUGCCUUUGAGCUCUCGUGCCUUCGUCCCUUCCCCUCAGCUGCUGCUGGGUGAGCUUGAUGCCAAAGCCUUGUGUAUAUAAACUUCCUUGUGCCAUGCCUCCCCCCGCAGCCUGCACUCGGACUGCUGGCGCUCACCUGAAGGGGUUUGGGAUCUCUGGAAGCAGCGAGCUCUGGGCUCUUACAGCAGGGCCGUGGCCCCAGGCUUGCCCACAGCUCCGGCUGCUGCUGAGGAAGGUCCUCGCGGAGCACCUCCACUGCUGCCUCAGUCCGCAGCGGCGCCUGCCUUCCUCCCUUGCCUCCCGCUGGGCAUGGCGUGUCCAGAGAAGCCCGGCUGUAGUCCUGAGCAAAACUGCUCAGCAGCUCGUUCUCUGCACAGGCUUUGAGAGCUUUGAGUUGUGCCUCUGCACUUGGGCUCUGCAGGCUGGCUUGUCUCAGGUUGUAUUUUUCUGCUGCACCUGUUCUGAAGCUGUCCCCAGCAGCAGUGUGAGGUAUGUGAACUGUAGCUGCUGGGGCUGACAUUCAAGUAUUCCUUUGUUUGUCACUGUAGAGAUGAAAUAAACUUUUUCACUUA
This is a messenger RNA of Dromaius novaehollandiae (emu), 1926 nucleotides long. It is a transcript of the gene SYNGR2, whose product is annotated as synaptogyrin 2. The record is from RefSeq and is a predicted model, not a curated record. Lineage: Eukaryota; Metazoa; Chordata; Aves; Casuariiformes; Dromaiidae. Gene Ontology annotation, cellular component: synaptic vesicle membrane; neuromuscular junction.